AUCGUCGUCGCAAAAGCUCGCCAUUCGAUCACAACACCAAUUAAAUUUCUGCAUUUAUUGGGAGUACAGCUGAUCAUGGGCAGGGUCUCGAACCUAAACUCCAUUCAGACAUAAAAUUUGAUAUUGUUUGUGCCUAAGUCUGACCCAUAAUCAGCUCUAAUUUGGAGCUACACAACCUUUUGUGGGAUGAAUUGUGGCUGUGAUUGAGCGACGCCCAAGCAUUACGUAAAACUACAAGGAGACUACAAGCUUUCUUCUGUGCUGCCGAGGAUUCUUUGGUCUAUCUGCCAAACAAAAAGCCAAACCUGUGCAUGGUUUCCUGCUCCAAUUACCUCCUCCUGUGGGCGGCCUGGAAAUUGUCGCCUUGAUGCGACACCCAGAUGGCAGUCCAAAAAGAAUAAUAUUAUUGUGGGGCGACUCACACCGAAGGAACCUUAAACAAAUGCAUCCAGACACAAUACGCAAGCAUAGAGCAUCCAUCCAAAUACUGGUUUUGUCCCACCGUCACGAGAUAAGCUUUUCAUAAGCCUUGCUCGCCACCUCUCAAACUCUCUUGCAGCUUGGGAGCCACCGCGCAUCAUGCCAUGGCAUCUCCACCUCCUCCCUCUCAUCAAACCAGAGGCAACUCUUCAGAAGACUACUACUACCUUGCCGUGGCCGUCGCUGCAGUCACAGUCUUGCUCUUGAUAUCGAACAUGAUCGCGGUCGGUUACUGUUGCUGCUCGCCAUGCAGCAUCGUUGAGGCAAUUCGGAGAUUUCUCCGGUCAUGGGGGCUCUUGGCCGGCGAGAACAAUGACGAGAGGAUCGCAGAGCUAAUUCCUGUGUGCAAGUAUCGGAAGGAGCAGGCUCAGGAGCAUGAGUGUGUGGUGUGCUUAUCGGUCAUCGCCGAUGGAGAAGAUGUCCGGCAGCUGCCCAAGUGCAAGCAUUCAUUCCACGCUCCUUGCAUCGAUAUGUGGCUCUACUCUCAUUCCAAUUGCCCCCUUUGCCGUGCUGAUGUUCUCGGACGGCCGCCGCAUCAUCGGUCCGAGACUGCCGCCGCCGGUGGGGAGAUUUCCCUACAGCGGCAUCCAAUUGAACCCAGGGGCACGGGCAGUUUGAUUCUUGCUCUUGUGUAAAUAAUCUUGUUUCUAAUUGUUGGUGUCUUACAUGUACAUAGAGAACGAGAUUCAUGAACUGGAGAUGAGGAAGUCUUCAGGUAAAUAUUCCGUUUUUUUUUUCCGA
Phoenix dactylifera (date palm) is the source of this 1221-nucleotide messenger RNA. NCBI's taxonomy places the organism in Eukaryota, Viridiplantae, Streptophyta, Magnoliopsida, Arecales, Arecaceae. The record is from RefSeq and is a predicted model, not a curated record.